This is a messenger RNA of Pleuronectes platessa (European plaice), 3173 nucleotides long. RefSeq names its product casein kinase 1, gamma 2b (gene csnk1g2b). Lineage: Eukaryota; Metazoa; Chordata; Actinopteri; Pleuronectiformes; Pleuronectidae. Bases 763 to 2007 code for a protein of 414 amino acids. Gene Ontology annotation, molecular function: protein serine/threonine kinase activity; ATP binding. Gene Ontology annotation, biological process: signal transduction; positive regulation of canonical Wnt signaling pathway; peptidyl-serine phosphorylation. Gene Ontology annotation, cellular component: plasma membrane; cytoplasm; nucleus. The record is from RefSeq and is a predicted model, not a curated record. The transcript is spliced from 11 exons.
AGGGGCGCCCUCCUCGGUGUUUCGUGUGCUAGCUUGCUAAGUGGCUAGCUACCGUGCUAAGCGGUAAGAGAUCCCCCGGCUGCCGCUGGCGAGCAGUCGCUUGUUCGGGAUUAAGGAGUUGCCCGGCGGCGGUCACAGAAACGAACGUAGCCCGGAAUCUGAAAAAUUACAAGCGACACUUUCAGAUAUCCAGUACAUCAAAUCCAUCUGUGGCCCGUCUCUCUCAUCGCUGUGCUCUCUCAACUUUGGGUUUCCUCGUCUUUUGUGGCCCUGCAACAUGGAGUCUAACCACGGUGUCACCAAAGGCUGACCAGAAGGAAUGAGGCACUCCAGGACAUGUUUCCAAAUCGCCUUGUGGAUGCAGUAGCUGGAGUUUGGAGUGCUUUUUUAUGACUAGCAUUGUAUGUGCAUCUGUGGGCACAGCAUAGCAUAACCUGCCUAUUCCGCAGGCAGGGAAAUGCUACUCUGAGACUGGUGCUGGAGACAAGCAAAAGGAAGGAGCCCCUCCAGAAAACGAGGAACACAAAGACAAAAGGGAACCCUCAGCAAAAGAGGCGUCUUCAUCGACACACUUCAGCUGUAGUUGGGCUUGUUUUCUCAAUGGUCUUGUGAACCAUUGCACAUUUUAGCAGCAAACACCUUUCCUCUGUCCUGAUUUAUCUUCCUCCCUCUCUCUGAAGCCUUCUCAGUCACUGUUAUUGGGAUUUCUCUGGUUUGCAUGGCUGGAGAAUAACCGUGGAGAGGCCAGGGUAUCACAAGCUUAUGGAUAUUGACAAGAGAGGGGGCAAGGGAGAGACAGAGGAAGGGAAAAAGAUGUCUAAGACAGCAGGCAGCAGGACUGGACAUGGGGGCCGGAGUUCUGGGACCAAUUCUGGAGUUCUUAUGGUUGGUCCAAACUUCCGUGUGGGCAAAAAAAUUGGCUGUGGGAACUUUGGCGAGCUGCGGCUGGGAAAAAAUCUCUAUACUAAUGAAUAUGUGGCCAUCAAAUUGGAACCUAUAAAGUCGAGGGCGCCACAGCUCCAUUUGGAGUAUAGAUUUUACAAACAGUUGGGAAACUCAGAGGGAAUCCCUCAGGUGUAUUACUUUGGUCCUUGUGGGAAAUACAACGCCAUGGUGCUGGAGCUGCUCGGACCCAGUCUAGAGGACCUGUUCGACCUCUGCGACCGCACCUUCUCCCUCAAGACCGUCCUCAUGAUAGCCAUACAGCUGAUAACACGGAUGGAGUUUGUCCACACCAAGAGUCUGAUAUACAGAGAUGUGAAGCCAGAGAACUUCCUGGUUGGGCGGCCGGGAAGCAAAAGGCAGCACACCAUUCACAUCAUCGACUUUGGUCUGGCCAAAGAGUACAUAGACCCUGAGACCAAAAAACACAUCCCCUACCGGGAGCACAAGAGUCUGACCGGGACGGCACGCUACAUGAGCAUCAACACACACCUGGGGAAAGAGCAAAGCAGAAGGGAUGAUUUGGAGGCGCUGGGUCACAUGUUUAUGUACUUCCUCCGAGGUAGCCUCCCGUGGCAGGGCCUCAAGGCGGACACUUUGAAGGAGCGGUAUCAGAAAAUCGGAGACACCAAACGAGCGACGCCAAUUGAAGUGCUUUGUGAAAGCUUCCCCGAAGAGAUGGCCACCUACCUGCGCUACGUGAGGAGGCUGGACUUCUUCGAGAAGCCUGAUUACGACUACUUGAGAAAGCUCUUCACCGAUCUGUUCGACAGGAACAACUACGUCUUUGACUACGAGUACGACUGGGUCGGCAAAUCACUUCCCACACCGAUAGGCCCCAUCCCCAGUGACACGCCCCUGCAGCCCAGCAGAGACAAAGCACAACAGCAGACCAAAAACCAGGUGAUGAGCUCAACGAAUGGCGAGCUGAACACUGACGACGCCACAGCUGUACACUCCAACGCUCCCAUCACCGCUCCCACCGAGGUCGAGGUGGCUGACGAAACCAAGUGCUGUUGUUUCUUCAAAAGGAGAAAGAGGAAAGCCCUCCAGAGGCACAAGUGAAGAAGAGCACGGAGAGAACUUGAAACAUUGUGGUCACUGUCAAGUUUUAAAUGGAAGCAACUACACAGACCCUACCCCCUCGCCUCUUCUUUCUUUCCAGCUUCCCCCCUCCUCACCUCUUUUCCCCUCUCACCUCUCCCCCCCUGUCACUUUGUACCCCCCUCCCUACCCCACCACGCUCUCUCUUUCUCGUUCUCAGUGCUCCCCGGCUACCGGCGAGUUAAAGGAAUGUUGCGGACUCCACAACAGACUCUGAUUCCUUUUUAUCGACGCAAAAUAAACGUACAUGCAUUACAACCGGGGAGGGGGGGGCUUGAGAGAAAACGUUAAAAAAAGCUGUAACAAUGAAACUCGAAUACCGUGGCGUGAAUAUGAAAAAAGAUACUGUUUGAAACAGUUGUUGUAUUCUAGAUUCCAUAACGAACGUGUAUUGUUCCAGCAGUCGGCUGUUGAUCAGGGGGAAUCAUUCAAGUGGUUCAAGUGAAAGAAACCUGCUCCUUAGGAAAAUGUUUUUUCUUUAUUUUUCUUUUUUCUUCCUUUGGUGUGUGUUUUUGGGAUCAAGGUAAAGAGGAAACGAUGAACUAUGCUGAUGUUAAUCUGAGCGACACAGGAAGCAUUUCAUCUACUGUAUGAAACCAUAUUUGGAGGAUUUUUUAUGUAUUUUUUUCCUUUUGAUUUUUUUUUCUUAUUUUGUAAUUGAAUCCUCAGUUUUCGAAGUCAAAUUCCUGCAUUGAAAACUUAAUUUUAUGUUGUAGUGUUCUGGAGUUCAGUUCUUUUUCCUCACUCUGGCUUUCUUUUUGUCUGUCGACAUGGACUUUGUAGCACAGUCACUGGCCUCAGGUACUGUGGAAGAUCGAGAGAAACAGAUAUUAAGCUCUCUUAUUAUUGUUAUUAUUAUUAUUGCACUUUUGGAAAAAAAAAGAUUAAGACAAAUUACAGUGGAAAACUCUAGGUUUGAAAUUAACAAUUAAGAAAACAAACUUAAUAAAGACUGAUCUAGGAAGAGUCCUUCACAACGCUUAUAUCGGAGUUAUGGUCGGGAAAAAAUGUUGUUGAUUUACAUGAAAAGAGAAAGAUAUGUCUUUCGAUUUUUAUUUCUUACAUCAAAAAUAAUUUACCAGGAAAUCAUAGUUUGUGCCUUUCUAAGUAAAAUGUUUAAAGCUCAA